This is a messenger RNA of Esox lucius (northern pike), 3109 nucleotides long. It is a transcript of the gene eml2, whose product is annotated as EMAP like 2. The transcript is spliced from 23 exons. Gene Ontology annotation, molecular function: microtubule binding. The coding region runs from base 268 to 2724 and encodes 818 amino acids. Gene Ontology annotation, biological process: microtubule cytoskeleton organization. The record is from RefSeq and is a predicted model, not a curated record. NCBI's taxonomy places the organism in Eukaryota, Metazoa, Chordata, Actinopteri, Esociformes, Esocidae. Gene Ontology annotation, cellular component: mitotic spindle.
AAACAAUGAAAACAUGUGAUGAAGACGACAUUUCUUAAUUCAAUCGAAUAUCCAUUACCAACCCCCCUCCUCCGCGAAGACACGAAAGGUUGACGAUGGCGAAGCUGUUGCUAUAGUAACCGAGACCGAGAGCAGACGGUAGUCACACCGGUGAGCGACAAACUGCGGAAGGUGUUGAGGGUUCUGAAUGUAGUGAGGGUGCAAAGGUGUAUGUAAGGAGGCUGCCAGAAGAAGGGGGUUUGGGCCGGGUCUGCUGAAAAAGAAGACAUGUCGGAGAGGAUAGCAUCGUCAUGUGGAAACCUUUAUGACACCACUUCACUCUUACUCCAGUACUGCAAUGAUGACAACCUAUCAGCAGGCAGCACGAUGGAGGUGGAUGACCGCCUGUCCCACCUGGAGCAACGUGUCCAGCUGCAGGAGGAUGAGAUCCACCUGUUGAAGGCGGCGCUGGCCGACGCCCUGCGCAGGCUGGGGUGCUGUGAGGAACUGACCCAGCCCGGGUCAGGAGCUGUUGGGAGGAGGCCCAAUGUGACGGCGCCGACCAAGGUACGCCAACUCCUGCAAGCCUUACCAUCCAAGCCUCUCCCCCUCAGCAAUGGUUAUGCCCAGCCAAAGCGUAUGGGGGGAUAUCCCUCCUCACCAUCUUCUCCUAAAAAGGAAGCGUUGCUGUCCAUCAAAAGAAAGAGCAUGUCAACAGAGCGUCUGUCUACAGUCAGGAAAGACAUGGCUUCUGACAGCAGGAGCAGAACCACCUCGUCCAGCAGCUCUACCUGUGGCAGGAGCAGCAAAGAAUGUUCCGUCAAUGCAGACGACGGCUACGUGAGGAUGUUCCUGAGGGGUCGGCCUGUUACCAUGCACAUGCCGGACAAGCAGAGGGAGGGCUACAGCCUGGACCACAAGGGGGCGCUACCUGAGCACAAGCUCAAACUGCAGUGGGUUUAUGGGUACCGGGGCAGAGACUGCCGCUCCAAUCUCUACCUGCUCCCAACUGGGGAGAUUGUCUACUUCAACGCCUCUGUGGUUGUGCUCUACAACGUGGAGGAGCAGCAGCAGAGACACUACCUGGGCCACAACGAUGACGUCAAAUGCCUAGGCGUCCAUCCGGACAUGGUCACCAUAGCCACUGGACAAGUCGCUGGAAUGUCCAAAGAUGGCAAGCUGUUAGAGGGAAAGCUGUUGCCUCCUCAUGUGCGCGUGUGGGAUUCGGUCAGCCUCACUACCCUGCAUGUCAUCGGGAUGGGCGUGUUCGACCGGGCCGUCACCUGUGUGGCCUUCUCAAAGUCGAACGGUGGUGCUCACCUCUGUGCCGUCGACGACGCCAAUGACCAUAUCCUAACUGUGUGGAACUGGCAGAAAGAGAAGCAGCUGGCGGAUGUGAAGUGCUCCAACGAUUCUGUGCUGGGCGCAGCCUUCCACCCGAUGGACGCCAACCUGAUUGUCACCUGUGGGAAGUCCCACUUGAACUUCUGGACCACGGAGGGGAACACUCUAACCAAGCGCCAGGGACUCUUUGAGAAAAAUGAGAAGCCCAAGUAUGUGCUGUGUGUGGCCUUUGCCCAGAAUGGAGACGCCAUUACAGGAGACUCUAGUGGGAACAUCUACGUCUGGGCCAAAGGAGGGAACCGGAUUAGUCACGUCGUGGCAGGGGCCCAUGAGGGCGGUAUAUUCUCCCUUUGUGUGCUGAAGGAUGGAACUCUAGUGUCAGGCGGGGGGAAGGACCGCAGACUGAUGCUCUGGGACCAUGAGUAUCACAAGCAGAGUGAGAUGGAGGUACCUGAGGCGUUCGGGCCAGUGAGAGCCGUGACAGAGGGGAAGCAGGGCGAGCUGUUUGUUGGGACCACCAAGAACGCCAUCCUCAAAGGCUCAUUCCCUGAAACACUUAACCCCUUAGUGCAGGGUCACACAGAUGAGCUAUGGGGCCUUGAUGUGCAUCCCUCCAUGGAGCAGUUUGUGACAUGUGCUCAGGAUAAGCAGGUCCACCUAUGGGACACCAGCUCCCAUCAACCUCUCUGGAGCAAGACCAUCGAGGACGGGGGGCGCUCUGCAGGGUUCCAUCCCAGUGGAUCUGUUCUGGCAGUCGGGACCAUGACAGGAAGGUGGUUGGUGCUGGACACUGACACCCGGGACCUGGUCUCCAUGCACACGGAUGGCAACGAGAUCAUCUCUAAUGUCAAGUACUCUCCAGACGGCAAGUUCCUUGCCAUAGGUUCCCAUGACAACUUUGUUUACAUCUAUGCCGUGACAGAGAAUGGCAAGAAGUACAGCCGUGUUGGCAAAUGUACUGGUCAUUCCAGUUUCGUCACCCAUCUGGACUGGUCGGUCAACAGCCAGUACAUUGUAACUAACUCAGGGGACUACGAAAUCCUAUUCUGGGAAGCUUCCAGCUGCAAACAUGUGACAAACAUGGAUGUAGUCCGUAAUAUGGAGUGGGCGACCUCCACUUGUGUUCUGGGCUUCAGCGUUUUUGGUGUUUGGCCCGAUGGUGCUGACGGUACAGACAUCAACGCCGUGUGCAGGUCACAUGACGCCUCCCUGUUGGCUUCUGCUGAUGACUUUGGCAAGGUGCACUUGUUCUCCAACCCCUGCUCUCAGCCACGGGCCCCGAGCCAUGUCUACGGUGGCCACAGCAGUCACGUGACCAAUGUUGCCUUUCUCCAUGACGACAGUCACCUGAUCUCCACCGGAGGGAAGGACACCAGCAUCCUCCAGUGGGUGGUCGCCUAAGCAACCCGGCUGCAUCAGUCUCCGCCUGUUGCCUCCUGCCCACCAGAGGGCAGCACUGCUGUGCCUAUGAUAACACCAACCUCUAACGGCCUUCGCUCAGCGCUCUUGUCUGUCUUGGUGUACUGUUACAGUCCUGACGUGCCGCUAGGUGGGGGGGAUGACUUCAGAAUUAGCAUGCUGAGACUAUUUAAGGCUAUUUAAACAGAGUUGUAGCUCCUAUUUAUGUUGCAGAGGUCUAUAGAGGUAUAUUAUGCAGUUUGUCACAGUGGCUGUAGUAUUUUAAUAUUUAAUGUGGUGUGGUCCCUAGCACCUGAUGCAUAUUUAGAAUUGAGCUUUAGGCUGUGCUUUGCCUUUUUUGUUUUGUUAAUAAAGUUUCUAACCAAAA